Molecule: messenger RNA, 2094 nt
Organism: Eriocheir sinensis (Chinese mitten crab)
Lineage: Eukaryota; Metazoa; Arthropoda; Malacostraca; Decapoda; Varunidae
Product: 26S proteasome non-ATPase regulatory subunit 5-like
Exons: 8
Coding region: 223-1752 (509 amino acids)
Biological process (GO): proteasome assembly
Cellular component (GO): cytosol
Source: RefSeq, a predicted model, not a curated record
GCUUGAUCCUUCUUCUGUACCGUGAACCUAAAGAAACACUCAUUAGACCCCGACUGAUCCCCUCUUUGACCUUUAGAAAUAGUUGACGUGAGAAGCGAAAGUGCCUUACAAUACCGACCAGGGAGAACAAGAAGGCAAAAGACUAACUUAGAACAAUAUUACAACACAUGGAAUAGUGAUCCGUUAAAGAGGCGCAAACAACAACCCCCAAAGAGCAUCAUCAUGGAGGAGGUGGUUCGGUCCCUGGCGCAAUUAUCCCUCUCCAGCGAGCCCAAGAAGGAGCUGCAGCACCUCAAGAUAACCCUCACAGCCCUAGGAGGUGCCAGGGAUGUGCUGCUGCCGAGGGAGAUUGACCUCAAGUCCCUCUUCGAUGCCUUCAACACCUCGGACCAAGAGCAGUUGGAGCUGGCAGUGCAGGUGAUGGGCCAGCUGCUGCCGCGCCUCAGCCCCGUGGAGGCCGUGGAGAGGUUCCGCGGGGAGCUGCUGCGCGGCCUACAACACCCCGAUGAGGAUGUGCGUCGGCUAGUGCUCAAACAGGUCCUACGACUAGUGGAGGCAGACAGCGACGCAGGAAUCAACAUCUUCACUAGCGAUGUUGAGAUGCACCAGACCGUCCUGCGCUGCGUCGGGGACAAGUCGCUCGGCGUGGUGAAGAUAGCCAGCAGCGUCAUCGUCAGGGCAUGUCGGCACCAGGCUGGGCUUGGGGCCAUCUUCUCCCCCUCGUCUUUGUCCGUCCUACAGGAGAUGGUGGCGAUAAUGGAGUCCACGAUGAGAUUUAAUGUGUAUGAGCUUGUUGUGGAAGUCAGCUUACUCGGUCCUGCCGCCCUCAAUGCUGCCGUGUCCUCUGGCCUGGUGGAUCGCCUGCUGUCGGAGGUGACCACUGGGGACGGCCUGACCCAGCUGACGGCACUGCAGCUGCUGACGCCACUUGCCCUGAGCCCCGGCGGAAGGGCGCUGCUGGACGAGAAGGGCGUCACUAGCAAGCUCAUGUACCUCCUCUCACUGGCACAGAGCGACCCCAUUGCCAGGCUGCUGACUCAUGGUCUUCUCGAGUUCCUGGGCAACAUCGGACAGGCGCGGCCACGGCAGACCCUGGAGGAGCACGGCGCGGUGACCCUAAUGGUGUUACAGCUGGCGUCUGGGCAUCUGGACCUAGGCGGGGACCCCUCGCUGCAAGCCUCCGCCCUGCGCGCCCUGGCUCACAUCGGCACCACGGUGGAGGGCAAGAUGGUGUUGGCAAAGUGCAAGCAUGAGAUGGACCAGGUGUUGGAGACGUUGGGGACGGAGGCGGUGCAAGGCCCAAGUAACCUCAAGGUCGUCUGUAUUGAGGUGUUGACGCAGCUCUUCCACUUGGAGCCACAGGAGCUCAAGGAGGACAUAGUAUCAGUCUUGGAGCUGUGGUGGGCCAACACUCUCGGCGUCAGUGAAGUGGUCAAGCUGGCCCGCAUGCCCUUCCCUGACCUCCACUGUGCGGCCCUCGGACUCCUCACCACCCUCGCCACCCUGCCAUGGGGUCAGCGCCUCAUCGUAGGGGAGCCAGGGCUGGUGGAGUACAUCCUGGACCGCACCACCGAGUCAGACAAGCAGGGGAUGGAGGCAAAGUGGACUCUCGUGGAGGCUAUCAUCAAGUCGCCCUCCGCCCUCGAGACCUUCUCCGAGGACCAGCUGAGCCGCCUUGAGAAGUACUUCCGCCAGGGCCCCUUCUAUGCCGAGGCUACUGUGGAGGUGGCACUUGGGGAGGGGCAGGAGUGAAGGGUGGAGGAGUGUGGGUGGAUAGGUGGAUGGGUGUGUUUUUCUCCUUUUCUUUUCUUUUUUUCCUCUUGAUUUCUUGUUUUUGUAAUUUCAUGGAUUUUUUUUCAUUUUUACUUAUUAUUAUAAUUUUUUCCUGCUUUUCCGCUUUUGUUUUUCUUUUCUUUUGUUUUCUUGUUUUUGUAAUUUCACUGAUUUUUUUUCAUUUUUACUUUUUAUUAUUAUUUUUUCCUGCUUUUCUGCUUUUGUUUUUCUUUUCUUUUGUUUUCUUGUUUCUGUAAUUUAAUGGAUUUUUUUCAUUUUUACUUUUCUUUAUUAUUUUUUUUCCUGCUUUUGUUUUUCUUU